Molecule: messenger RNA, 827 nt
Organism: Nomascus leucogenys (northern white-cheeked gibbon)
Lineage: Eukaryota; Metazoa; Chordata; Mammalia; Primates; Hylobatidae
Product: general transcription factor II-I-like
Exons: 4
Coding region: 210-713 (167 amino acids)
Cellular component (GO): nucleus
Molecular function (GO): DNA-binding transcription factor activity
Source: RefSeq, a predicted model, not a curated record
UCCUGUGUGUUGCUGGCUGGAGAAGGGUAGUUGAAAACUCAGACCAAGCACAGUGUUUAUGUUGGUCAAAACUAGAAGACUAUGUCCAGGCGCGGCCGAGGCUGGAGGAUCCCUUCAGGCCAAGAGCAACCUAGCAAUAUGGCGCGACCGGAUCUCUGUAGUCCUACCUCAGCCCCCCAGCUAAUUGAACCCCAAAGUUCGAGGCUCCAAUGAGCUAUGAUCCCACCACAGCAUUGCAGCCUGCCAGACUGAGACAUGAACUUAUGAAUUCAACACAUGAAGACUUACAACUUGAUAAACCAGCUUUAGGAGCUGAAGCCUUGGGGAGCACUGAAGCCAAGGCGGUACCAUACCAAAAAUUUGAAACACAUGUGAAUGAGCUGAAUGUGGAAGGACUACCGGAAAACAUUCCUUUCAGAAGCCCCUCAUUACAUGGAAUCCCAAGGCUCAAAAACAUCUUUCAAGUGGGCAAUCGAAUUAAGUUUGUUAUUAAGAGGAUUCAACGGUUUCAGGUACUCCCACCCUCAACCCUCUGGCAGGUAGAUUCACAAUCAACCCAGGCAGUGGUGCCACAUAAGACUUACAGCAUGGAGAAGCUGGCAAGAACUCACAUUUCUGCUGAUGAGUUAACAUCAGUAGAGGACAAAAAGAAAGAGCUAGUAUUUUUUUCUGAAACUUUCCAACCAGAUAAGGCCCUCUCCUUGCUAAGGUAGAGAAAGUGAUGCCACAGGUGAAGCCCCACUGUUUCUGUCAAUUGCACCCUUUCACAGAAAGGAACUAUCAUGAGCCAAGAAGAAACAUUUCCCUCAGUAUCCUCCUCUCCUCAC